AUGGCUAACAGCAAUGUCAGUAGGAUAACUGAAUUCAUCCUCCUGGGGCUGACAGAUAACCCUGAGCUGAACGCAGUCCUAUUUGUGCUGUUUUUCUUGAUCUAUCUCAUGACUCUGCUGGGUGACAUUUGGAUUAUCACGAGCAUCCUGGCUAGUGCGCAGCUCUAUUCUCCCAAGUAUGUUUUCCUUAGCCAGUCGGCUUUCUUGGAUUUCUGCUAUUCCUCAGUCUUUAUUCCUAAGCUGUUGGUGAACUACAUAACAAGACUGAAAGUCAUCUCCUACAUCGGGUGCCUCCUUCAGUAUUCCUUUGUCAGCAUGUUCCUGACCACGGAAUGUUUCCUGCUGGCUGCCAUGGCAUAUGAUCGGUACCUUGCCAUUUGCUGCCCACUUCACUACAAAGGUCUCAUGACCCCCACGUUCUGCAUCCACCUGGUCAAUGUUUCCUACCUACUAGGUUGUGCCAACUCACUCACCCACCUGACUGGCUUGCUCAGUCUGUCUUUCUGUGGUCCCAAUGUCAUUAACCAUUACUUCUGUGAUAUCCCAUUGCUUUUUCGACUUGCCUGUUCUGAUACCCAAUACAAUGAGUUUUUAUUUACUGCCCUCUCUGGAACCACAUCAGUGGCUACCUUUCUGAUGGCCAUUAGUUCCUAUCUGGGCAUCCUUCAAACUGUCCUGAAGAUACAGUCUUUGAGGGGCAGAUACAAAGCCUUCACCACAUGUGCCUCCCACCUAACUGUAGUGACUCUGUUCUAUGGAACAGUUAUAUUUACUUAUCUGGGAACCAGCUCUAGCUACCUACAGGAUAGAGCCAAAAUCUUAUCCAUGUUCUAUACCUUUUUGCUGCCAAUACUAAAUCUUCCGAUAUACAGUGUAAGAAACACAGAGGCCAAAGAAGCAGUGAAAAGAAUUAUUAUGAGAAAAAUAUUUGCUGAGUGA
This is a messenger RNA of Hippopotamus amphibius kiboko, 939 nucleotides long. Its product is annotated as olfactory receptor 1052-like. The record is from RefSeq and is a predicted model, not a curated record. Gene Ontology annotation, biological process: sensory perception of smell; G protein-coupled receptor signaling pathway. Gene Ontology annotation, molecular function: G protein-coupled receptor activity; odorant binding; olfactory receptor activity. Lineage: Eukaryota; Metazoa; Chordata; Mammalia; Artiodactyla; Hippopotamidae. The coding region runs from base 1 to 939 and encodes 312 amino acids. Gene Ontology annotation, cellular component: membrane. The transcript has a single exon.